This is a messenger RNA of Caenorhabditis briggsae, 738 nucleotides long. The transcript has 3 exons. The record is from RefSeq and is a predicted model, not a curated record. Bases 1 to 738 code for a protein of 245 amino acids. Lineage: Eukaryota; Metazoa; Nematoda; Chromadorea; Rhabditida; Rhabditidae.
AUGACUAUUAUCAUUUUGCUAUUGGCGUGUUUGACUGUUCGAUACGCAAGUGGACAGGAGGAAGCGGCUAUCAUCGCCCCAAAAAAGCCGCUUCCAGUGAAGCCAGUCCUUCCUUCUAUCACCUGUGCCAAUGUCCUGUGCAUCAUGAAUUCCACCUGUGUGAUGUAUGAGGCUCUUGACGGGAAGAUGAAACCAUAUUGCUUGCCAAUUGAUUAUGAAAACACCUGUGCCUAUACCAAAUGCCCAAUCAACAAGAAAUGCGUAAUGGUCGAGGUCACUUGUGUCAAGGCUCCAUGCUACCCGGUACCCGAGUGCAGACCCCGUCCGAUCGUUCUCCCACCCAUCAAACCAUAUCCAGUUGAGCCACUUCCCAUCGAAGCCGCUCGCAAGAAGCGUCAAACCGAUGUUACAUGUCUUACCGCCAAAUGUGCCACACCUGGAGGAUGUGCAAUGACUCGCCCCUUAAAUUGUGACACUCCUAACUCCGAUGGAAGCUGCCCACUUCAAGCUGGAUGUGUACAAGUGAAUCCAUGUCAUACUAUCGAUUGCGCGGCUGGAACUCAAUGUGUGCUCCAUGAAAUCGUUUGUGUAACUGCUCCAUGUAAUCCUGUACCUACUUGUGAGCCUAUUGGGGACUCCAGAUGUCCAGGGAAGAAUCAAGAGUGGUCGGAUUGUGGAUCGGCUUGUCCAAAGAAGUGUGGGCAGAAGGAACCUGUGAGUAUGCCAUCAUGUCCAUAG